Molecule: messenger RNA, 5166 nt
Organism: Myotis brandtii (Brandt's bat)
Lineage: Eukaryota; Metazoa; Chordata; Mammalia; Chiroptera; Vespertilionidae
Gene: WNT2
Product: wingless-type MMTV integration site family member 2
Exons: 5
Coding region: 77-1159 (360 amino acids)
Biological process (GO): cell fate commitment; neuron differentiation; canonical Wnt signaling pathway
Cellular component (GO): extracellular region
Molecular function (GO): frizzled binding; cytokine activity
Source: RefSeq, a predicted model, not a curated record
GCUGGGGGCCUCUGCUCGGGGCACGCAUGGCGCCCGCACACGGAGUCUGACCUGAUGCGGACGCAAGGGGGUUAAUAUGAACGGCCCUCUCGGUGGAAUCUGGCUCUGGCUCCCUCUGCUCUUGACCUGGCUCAGGCCUGAGGUCAGCUCUUCAUGGUGGUACAUGAGAGCUACAGGCGGCGCCUCCAGGGUGAUGUGUGACAAUGUGCCAGGCCUGGUGAGCCGCCAGCGGCAGCUGUGCCACCGACACCCGGAUGUGAUGCGUGCCAUUGGCCUGGGCGUGGCAGAGUGGACAACGGAGUGCCAGCACCAAUUCCGCCAGCACCGCUGGAACUGCAACACCCUGGACAGGGACCACAGCCUCUUCGGCAGGGUCCUGCUCCGAAGUAGUCGGGAAUCUGCCUUUGUUUACGCCAUCUCCUCAGCUGGAGUUGUAUUUGCCAUCACCAGGGCCUGUAGCCAAGGAGAAUUAAAAUCCUGUUCCUGUGAUCCAAAGAAGAAGGGCAGUUCCAAGGACACCAGGGGCACCUUCGACUGGGGCGGCUGCAGUGAUAACAUUGACUAUGGGAUCAAGUUUGCCCGCGCGUUUGUGGAUGCCAAGGAGCGGAAAGGCAAGGACGCCAGAGCCCUGAUGAACCUGCACAACAACAGGGCCGGCAGGAAGGCUGUGAAGCGGUUCUUGAAGCAAGAGUGCAAGUGCCACGGUGUGAGCGGUUCCUGUACGCUGAGGACGUGCUGGCUGGCCAUGGCCGACUUCAGGAGGACGGGCGACUACCUGUGGAAGAAGUACAACGGGGCCAUCCAGGUGGUCAUGAACCAGGACGGCACUGGCUUCACUGUGGCCAACAAGAGGUUUAAGAAGCCAACGAAAAAUGACCUCGUGUAUUUUGAGAAUUCUCCAGACUACUGUAUCAGGGACCGAGAUGCAGGCUCCCUGGGCACGGCCGGCCGUGUGUGCAACCUGACCUCCCGGGGCAUGGACAGCUGCGAAGUCAUGUGCUGCGGCAGAGGCUACGACACGUCCCGCGUCACGCGGAUGACCAAGUGCGAGUGCAAGUUCCACUGGUGCUGUGCCGUGCGCUGCCAGGACUGCCUGGAGGCCCUGGACGUGCACACGUGCAAGGCCCCGAAGAGCGCCGAUUGGGCGGCACCCACAUGACCCCAGUGGCCGUCGCGGUCCACCUUCCCUCCAAGGACUCCCCGGAUCCGCAGGGACACUGGGCCUUUGGAUUCUCUCAGGAGGCACGUGGCCUUGGUCUCCGCAGAAGCCUGUCCCGCCUGCCUGGGGUCCGGGACUGGGGCCACAGGCUGCAGGAGAGCGCGCCCCGCCCUCUCUGCCGCCAGCUUUCUAGGCACCUCUCUGCCCUUUCAUGACAGGCUGUUCCAGGGGGAGGGGUGUGGGCCAGGUCACUGUCUCCACCCACCAGACGGUUCCUCUUCCCAGAGCUGUUGGCUCCUGGGAGAACCAGUGUCUCAAAGGAGCUUUCCCUGUGUUUCCCACAAAUGCUCAUGGAAAAUCCAUGCUUCUCUCUGGAGAGUAAGGUCAGGAAAGCAGGACCAAGUGCCUCUGAAUUAGCUUCAAUUUGUAAGACCAAGCAAGGCUUGUGCCAGACCGACCCCGUGAUGGUCACAGCCUCCAGGGGAAAUCGGCGAUGACCUGGAGAAGGGCGGCUUUCAAUAAACGUCAGGGGUAGAAUGCAUUGGGAGCAGCGAUAGCAGACGCCUCAGAAAAGGACAGCCUUGCAUGGCUGUCCUCUCAGUAUAAAGAACUUGUGGGGAAUGAGACUUCUUUCUCACGUAGGAUCAGGAGAGUUGAGAAAACUGACACUCUGUCAGCAUUCUGCAACUGUUGGGUGAAGAUGGAGGAAAAGAACGUAGUGAAUAGAGUAUCCGAAAAUGUGUUUGUACAGAUACGGAAAAGGGGAGGGGAUCAGAUUCCUACCCGGGAUGAUGCCUGUGACCUAUGGGAUUUUGUAACUAAAUGGCUUGGAGAAGGAGAACUUUGGGGAUUACAAGAGCAGGGAACCAAAAUGCUGACGGAGAGGUUUCCAGAGCUAAGUCCUGCCCAGACAGCCUCUGCCAUAAGCAGAUGGUUGGCCACGUGUGCAGAGGAGUACCAGCUAAGACUCACCACCCUUCACAUGCAUUUUAAAGACCUGACAUAUGUAAUUGUGUUCAUUUGAUGCUGACGAGAUGACAAAACACCGUAGCCUAAAGCAAAUGACACGUAGCCUUGCUUAUAAAGUUGGUAACCCUGGUAUGUUCUAUGGCAAACAAAUUGUAACUUGGAGACUGUAUUUAAGAGGCCCAGCUAUCAUUAUGGGAACAUCAGUGUACAGGCUGUGGUUGGCUUCUGCCAUGAGCUGAAAGAUGACUAUCUGGGGGAAAUGGAGAGGCUGCCCGUCCCGUUUUGAGUAUUACAUUUAAAAAAUGUGAAAUAUAUGAAGGUCCUUCUCAUCCCCUCCUACAAUUUGGUUCUUGUUCAAAAUGUGAUCGCUUCACAGAGCUAUGUUGAGUCACAGGAUGCUUCCUUAUAUGCAUCUGACACCAAAUUAUUAAUACUUGCUCAUUCUUUACUUCUUUGGCCUCUGGUUUCUCUAUCCUCACUUCACAGCAGGACAUGUAGACGGAGGCCUGUGGGGAACAACUUGCUGGAGGACUUUGCCGUAGGGGAUAGUCGCCUCCCAGCCCUCUUAACAAUGACUGCAUCCAUGUCUUUUCCCUCCCCCCCGCCAAACCCCACAAUUAGUUGUCUACUUUUUCCAAAGAGGCUCUUGCUCUUUUUAUCCUAUGGAUUCAAAAGGGCAAGAGUGGAGUGUGACAGUAGCUACUCUGAGUUUAGUGGGGUCUGUGGGGAGUGGGAAGGCCAGGCAAGCGGGCUCAGUCCUAGCUACACGGAAGCUUGCUAUGAAUGCCUCGCUGGGAGGGCAAAGGGGCUUUCAUGGAAUCCCAAAGCCAUUAGCCCUUCUUCCUGCUGGAUGAACUGUGAAGUUAAAGAUCCAGGGAUGUAUUUAGACAUGGAAAGGGGCCUAGAGACAUCUCAGCUGCCCUCAGUUUAUAUCUGGAAAACUGAGACCAGGGAUCUGUGCCAGUAUCAGCCCUUACUCCAGUGCUCCAUCACAAACAGGACCACUCUGAGUAUUCCAGAAAGUUAAGCACUUUAUCUAUUACAUAAAACUAGCUUGUCUCAGGAUCAACGCGGUAGAUUCUAAACAAUUUUAGCAUCCAAAGGCAAUGUUCCUGGGAUGCAAAUCUGACUUUCUUUUUAUGCGGAAGUGCAUCCUCCCUGACAAGGAGCAAGGGGAUAAGGCAUAUCCAUGUUCACAUCUGCAUAAAUUGUCCUAAUUUGUAAAGGAGACUCUGCCAACCAUCUAAAGCAGCAGCAGAUGUGGCCAUUGUGGAGGGCAUAAGAGAGUGAAGUAUUUUUAUCUGCUCUUUCUGAAAGAGGAAAUCUCCAUUAUUUGAAAAAAAUGAGAGGGUGGCGGUGAAGAUAAUUUCAAAUUCAGUUUUGUUAGGGCUUAGUGAGAAUUGAUAUUCCUUGAUUGAAUACAUGGCAUAAACUACCCAAAACAAAAUAAGAGAUUCUAUUCAGGUCAAAUCCUCUUACAAAUUACCUCCCAGUAAAAUGUCUUAUUUAUAAAUUGACGUUUUUUAGGCCCAAGAUGAUAUCCAUUAAUUAAAUUCCACACAAUAGGAGAUCCUAAUUCACUGAAGUGUCUUCAAUAAAGACAAAAGUCUGAACGUGACUCUGAGACUUAGCAAAUGGGUUGUUCUCUUCAGUAGUUUGCCUCCCUGAAUGAAUCUGUGGUGCAGACCGAUCUGUCUUCUGUGAACACACUUGUCAAGCACAUUGCAGUUACAGCCCCCUGGACAGCCUCACGCUCUGAAAGCCUCGAUGCCCUGCCUUCAGAGACCAGCUUACCUGCUCAGAUGCCUUAAGCUCAAGCACAAAAGCCCCCAGUGCAAUUACCACACUCAGCUCUGGCUCUGUGCCCCUUGGGAGGGGGAGCCUGGCAUGUUAUUAGACCACAGAAGAUUCAGGAUGGGUGUGGGAGGGGCAUAGGGCACCCCAGAGCACUGACUAUCUUAUACAAGUGUCGCCAGAUUGAAAUGAGCAUCCCGGAAGGAUCUAUCAAAUGGCAAUGUACUCCGCAAGGAGCCAGAUGAUGGGAAGGGGAGUGAGAGGGAAAGGGCGGGUAGCUGUUGGCAAGUGAUCGGCUGAGCACUUGUUGGUAACCUCCACCCUUCCUUCUGCUGUAACCACCCCCCUCCUCCCCUCCCAGCACCGUCUUUGAGGCUCAGAGCCUCAGGCCCUUGCCCAGAUCCUCUGUACCUAUUGCGUGGCUCUGCUAGAGUCUGUGACAUUCAUUUUAAGAGAUGUUUUCAAUUGUCCCAACCGUAUUUCUUUUCAUUGGAGUUACUAUGUAGCUCGAAAAUGUCACAUUUCUUUUUCAAAGAAGAUAGCUUUAAAGUCAGAAAAUCUACCUUCACAUUGAGAUUUCUCAAUCGUAUUAACUUACUAAGAAUCUUACCUCAACUCCAUGAGACCUACAGUAUGGACUUUCUCUCUCCGAGGCAGCCAACAUGAUUGUGCAUGCGCUUGCGCUUGAUGGCAUUUUCAGGCCAGGAUUUUGUUAUUACUUCUCAUUUAUUAAAGGCUGGCCCAGGGCUGGUGUUUUCUCACUCAGCUGAAGAACAUUCAUCUCCCCUCUUGCUCGCUCUCAACAUAAAGGCUCAGAGAGGCAUCCAAUGGACCAGAACCAUUCUUUUGUAUUUGUUUACUGUACUUCAACCUGGCUUUUCUUAUCUUAAGAGCAAGAGUUGCGCACUUAACCAAUAGAUGUCACUGGUUCCAGAACCGGUGAAUUGCUUCUGUCAGGUCUGUGCUGACCUUCUGAAGAGCGAUGCACGGUGGGAGCUGACAGCUGAGGCGUGCUGAUCCUGACCUCCUUCCCUCGGCAGAGAAAUUUUCAGUCAGCCAUGAGAAUGUUCUUUACAUUUUUCUGGGGAUCAGCGAGUUGACAGGUGGUUUGCAAAGCCCAACAUGAUCCUUGUUUUUCUAAAUCAUUGUUGUUCCAGCUCUAGGGUUUCCCCCCCUGAUAUUCACGUGGACUCCUGUUUAACCAAACCUCCCACUUCCACAAGCUAAUAAAAGUGUCACGCAGA